AUGGCAUUUGCUGAAGCUCAACCCGCCGCCCCACAGCGGACUCAAUUGAGGCCACUGCGAGUCGUCGAUGGUGACGCGGGAGAACCACGGCAUGUCCGUGAACGUGUCGUGGCCGCCAAACGCGCACAGGUGCGACGAUUGCGCCGGUGGAAUCGACAUGUUUGGCCCCAUCUUGUCGUACCCGGGAGGGUACACGGAGAGCACCGCGAGCUCGUUGCCAGCGCGCGUCCAUUCGUCGACCAUGGUCACGUCCCAGUUCGGAAUGAAUUGGCUGUGGGCGUCGAUGGUCAAGCAGAAUUCCUCGGCUUGGAUCAUGCCCUGCAUGAGCGCUCGGACGGCAAUCGGUCCCAUCGAGAGCUUCGAGUCGCGCGCGUCGAUUUGAAUCAGGUGUUUGUACUUGCAGUCACCGUCGUCUGGCCAACUGGUGCGCGCCAGUCGACAGUACUCGUCGAUGCAUCGGACGUCGCCGUCCUCGGUUUGGUCCACGACGCCAACGUGGAGUCGAAGCGGAUGCGUAGCGCGGGCAAACGCUGUCCAGAGCGUAAAGCCGCAUCGAAUGCCAUCCCGAUACGAAGGAAGACCCAGGAAGAUAUCGUACACUUCAGGAACUCGCGGUUCCGGAGGACGCAAGCCGCGGUGUUUUGCGGCGCGCGGAAUGUUCUGCGUUUCAGGGUCCAGGCGCAGUCGUCGUGGCAGCACACGACCGCUGCUGGAGGAGGACCGCACAUAGCGUCAAGCACAAGCACAGCACACGCAUGCUGGACUCGAGCCAAAACUGGUUUUGUGACGAUCAAACGAGAGUUGGAGCAGUUCCCUCAUUUAUAA
Aphanomyces astaci is the source of this 825-nucleotide messenger RNA. RefSeq lists its product as hypothetical. The coding region runs from base 1 to 825 and encodes 274 amino acids. The record is from RefSeq and is a predicted model, not a curated record. The transcript has 2 exons. Lineage: Eukaryota; Oomycota; Saprolegniomycetes; Saprolegniales; Verrucalvaceae.